AUGGGUCGACGCCCGAAAGUGCUUCUCAUUGCCUCUCCAGUAAGAGAAGUGAUCGAAUCUAAAUGGACAAACGUUACACAGCUUUUCGACAUCGUGACAUACGACUGCAAAAGCACCGAAGAAUUCAAAUUACGUCUCCAGCCAGACGGCGAAUACUCCUCAAUCGAUGCAAUUGUGCGUACUGGCUGGCGCAACGCAGGCCCGUUCGUGGAUCACAUCAUAUUCUGCGCCGACUUUGUUCAGUAUUAUCCAAAGUCACUACGUAUCAUCUGCUGCACGGGUCAUGGCCACGAUCUCGUGAACCUGAAUGCCCUCACCACGGCGGGUAUUUGGUAUUGCAAUACUCCGGAUUGUGCAACCGAAGCUGUCGCCAAUACAGGGUUGUAUUUGAUUCUGGCAGCGUAUCGAUACUUCAGCUUUGCGGAAGACUGUGCACGGCGAGGACCGUGGAUGCGAAGCCGGGAGCUUGGUACGAUUGCCAUUGAUCCGUACGGUCAGAUCCUCGGUAUCGUGGGGCUAGGCGAUAUUGGGUUAGCAGUUGCCAGAAAAGCUUCAUUGGGCCUGGGAAUGAAAAUACACUACUUCAACCCGAGACGAAAACUUGAGGCCGAAGCUGCGCUUCAUGAAGGCGCUACUUAUCAUUCAUCUCUCGAGUCACUACUGGCUGUCGCUGAUUGCAUCUGCCUCUCUUGCCCAUAUACACCCGAGACUCACCAUAUGUUCUCUACGACGCAAUUUGCCUUGGCCAAAAAAUCUGGAUUGCGUCUCGUGAACGUGGCCAGGGGUAAAAUUGUUCAUGAGAAAGCCUUGAUUGAGGCACUUGGCUCUAGUCAGGUUAUUGCGUGGGCAAGUGAUGUUCAUGAGAAUGAGCCGGAAAUCACUCCUCGACUCAAGAGUAAUUACAUGACCACAUUAUUGCCGCAUAUUGGUGUGUGUUCAAAAUCAACUUGGAGAAACUUUGAAGAAAAGUGUCUUAAUAGUCUUGAAGGAUUCUUUUAUGGAACCACAGCGGGUCAAAAACCUAUGGGGGCUUUGAAUUCGGUUGAUUACAGAGCUAGAGAGUAA
Molecule: messenger RNA, 1065 nt
Organism: Talaromyces amestolkiae
Lineage: Eukaryota; Fungi; Ascomycota; Eurotiomycetes; Eurotiales; Trichocomaceae
Exons: 1
Coding region: 1-1065 (354 amino acids)
Cellular component (GO): cytosol
Molecular function (GO): glyoxylate reductase (NADPH) activity; NAD binding; hydroxypyruvate reductase [NAD(P)H] activity
Source: RefSeq, a predicted model, not a curated record